Molecule: messenger RNA, 1047 nt
Organism: Microplitis demolitor
Lineage: Eukaryota; Metazoa; Arthropoda; Insecta; Hymenoptera; Braconidae
Exons: 2
Coding region: 1-1047 (348 amino acids)
Biological process (GO): positive regulation of transcription elongation by RNA polymerase II; transcription elongation by RNA polymerase II
Cellular component (GO): Cdc73/Paf1 complex
Molecular function (GO): RNA polymerase II complex binding
Source: RefSeq, a predicted model, not a curated record
AUGGCAAGAGUUACAGAAUAUUCAAUUCGUGAAGUUUCGGAACAAGUGAAAAGAAGUGCUAAGCAACAAUCGUGUUCGCCUCUGGUGAAAAAACGUAAACAUGCUCAAGGUGUCAAUUCUGAGGCUGACUUGAGUAAAUCGGGAGUGUUAAAAGAACUUGAGAACGAGCCGAAAGCAUCGAAAACGAGUGAUGAAGAAGGAACGGAAUCUAAAGCAGAUGAUCUAACAUCUGAUAAUUCAGCGAUACUGUCAUUUGCUGAACCAACGGUGGUGAGUUCACGGCGUCGCACUAAACAAGGGGCGCCACAAUGGUCAUUACGAAAAAUCACUAUCCACAAGUGCCUCCAUGAGCGAUUACUAAAAUUUCUCGUUUGUUCGGAACAUGACAUUGAAAAAUUUGCGGAAGAAAUGGAUCAUUGCAUGAAUUCGGUUCCUAUAAUUAUUGUCCCAAAUACCUGUGAGUCAUUGGUUGGGAUAUUCAACAUCAAAUAUUUGCUGCAAGAUUUGAAAUUCGAGAGGAAUGUAGAAAGGCCAUAUUUCAUUGACAGACCUUCUAUGAUUAUACACAGACCUCAUUCGGAUGGUAGUUCAUCACCUUACCAAAUUUGUGACGAUCCUUGGACAUUAACAACACGAGAAUGGCUUCGUGUAGUAGCGGCAUUCACUUACGGGCAUCCUUCCCAGUUCACAGGAUGGCCUUGCAAAGGCGAUCCAUCUGUAAUUUUCAGAAAAAUUUGUGGAUUCCAUGUUAAAUACAGUGAUGUUCCAGUUCCUGAGGGUGUUGAGAAACAAAAAGUUUUUAUAAUUGAAGUGAAUCGCAAUGACAGGACCAAGGAUAUGUGUCGGAAAUCAGUGCUGGGCCUACCCGAGGUUGAGCUGGGCGGCUGGACGUGGUCCCCUGGUCUUCGGGCACCAUUGGGCCUAGUCGCUGUAAAGCCGACUGGCGUAUUGGCACUUGUAAGUCACUCUCGGACCCCGCCAAUGGGCUUGGAUGGUUUAUUACCAACCGGCGAUGGAGAUGUCUUCCUGGCGGUCCAUAUGGUCUGA